Molecule: messenger RNA, 3009 nt
Organism: Neodiprion fabricii
Lineage: Eukaryota; Metazoa; Arthropoda; Insecta; Hymenoptera; Diprionidae
Product: pentatricopeptide repeat-containing protein 1, mitochondrial
Exons: 3
Coding region: 182-2122 (646 amino acids)
Biological process (GO): tRNA 3'-end processing
Cellular component (GO): mitochondrial matrix
Molecular function (GO): tRNA binding; protein binding
Source: RefSeq, a predicted model, not a curated record
CGAGUUGCGAGAAAACUCAGGAAGCUCGAGAAGCAGUAUGUUUUGGGGAGAUUUUGUUAGGUUAAAUCUGAGGUAUAGCCGGAUAAUUAGAAUUUAUAUCAGCCAUGCGAUUACAUGAAGUAAAGUAAUAGCAAAUAGCAAAUUUUGCCUAAAUGAAUCUGUACAUUUAAUACCGGAGAAAAUGCUGACCACAAAAUUGAACCUAGCAUUUUCGACGGGUACGGUCAAUAACGCACGUUUGAGCAUCCUUGCCGGUAAAUUGAAUCUUAACCUAUUGGAAACAAAAUCUUAUUCUUGUGUCAGUCAAACGUUUAUUCAUAAUUCACAAUUCAUUUUCAAUAAGAGAUUCGGUGAAUCUUUGAGUAAGUAUACCUCGGGUACGACUCCGAAUAAUUUAUCCGGCACUAGUAAAGCUGGGCAAGCUUUGUUGCACCGGGUAGUAUCAAGAACAUUCGCUUCGGAAAAUUUGCAAGAAAAUGCUGACAUUUUUGGAGACUUGGGCGAUAGAAGGUAUGAAAAAGUUGAAUUGGACAGGGGUGACAAAAAGGAGGAAGAAUUCAUACAGAAUGAAGCAAAACCACCACCUCGUUCAGUUUUGACUCCCGGAAAAUAUGCAGAUUUGAUAAAGCAGCAUAUCGCUUUAGGGGAUUUGGAUAGUGCUGCGAACGUUUUGGACCAAGUGAAAGAUGACCGUAACAAGCCUACGAAUUACAUGUAUAAUUUAUUAAUACGGGCAUUUGCUAUGCGAGGAAAUGUAAAAAAAUGUUUCAGUCUGUAUAAUAACAUGAAAAAACAGGAGUUGAAACCAACUCUAGCCACUUAUGUCAGCUUGCUGAAUUCAUGUGCCAAUUGCAUGAAUAGUGAACUGGCCUUGGAGAAAUUGAUUCAUUUGAGGCAAAUAAUGAUUGAAAAAGGAAUUGAAAUAAAUCCAGUGCACUAUAAUGCAAUGCUAAAGGCCUAUGGUCGUCAUGGAAAGCUUCUCGAAGCAUUUCAACUAGUCGAUGAAAUGUGUGAUAAAAAAAUGACAAUUGGUAUCAGCACAUGUAAUUUUCUGUUACAAGCUUCAAUUUCAGACAAAGAAGCCGGUUUUCGACAUGCUCUUAUUGUUUGGCAUCUUGUGCGUCAUCGUAAAUUAAAACCAGACAUAUAUACGUACAAUCUUCUACUCAGAUCGGCUAGGGACUGCAAACUUGGAAACUUGAAAGCUGAAGAUUUGGUCGCAUUUCCAGAGAUUAAGAAAAAUGAGGCAGCAAUGAUUACCUAUGCGGAUAGGACAAAUUUAUUGGCUCAUCCACCCCAAGUUGGUCAGCAAUUGCCCCUUAUUGAUGCCUCAAACAAUACUGACUUAGUUGCUGAUAGUGAAACUAAAUUAACAUCUAAAUCAGCCAUUUCAAAAACAAGUGAUCCGCUACCAUUGGCUAAUAUACAAAGUUCUUCUUCUCAAAUGAAUUUCCUUCUAUUGGGUGGUAUUGCAAAUUUUAUAAGUCAAAUGGAAAAUGACAAAGUCAAACCAGACAUAAAAACUACAACAUAUCUCAUGGAGCUCGUUCCUGGCAGUGAGUUAGCUGAGAAGACUGUCAUCAAUUAUGCAAAAUCUGCUGGAGUAGAUUUGGAUGUUGACUUUUACAAUUUAUUGAUCAGAAAAAGAAGUUUCAGAUUCGACUAUCAAAAUGCCCUGAAAGUCUUAUCAAUGCUGGAACAGGACAAUCUUGAACCAAAUAUAAUGACAUGGGGCGUACUGGCGUUGACUUGCACCACUCCUUCACAAGCCAGAGAAUUAUUUGAGGGUAUGGAAUUAAGCGGGCACAGGUUGAAUGCACAAAUUAUAGGGGCUAUUCUCAGGCAGGCAGCUCAACGCCUACAAUUUAGUUUAAUCAUAGAACUUAUGCAAAAGAUGCAGUCUGAGAAAAUAAUCCCCAGUCCCAAAAUAUAUGAGAUAUUAGAUUUACUCAACAAGAAAGCAGCUAAAAUGUUCAGAGCUAAGGAUGAUGACAAUAAUGUGAACAAAUCAUUGAAGUAUGGAUAUCAGAACUUUAAACGUGUAUAUCCUCAAUGGCUCAAGGAAAUGAAGGUUGCUUCAUCGGAUAGAAAAAAGAAAGUGUUCGAUUUUACUUCUCAUUAAACAGUAAAACAAAUGUGAUGGAAAUAAUAUGUACAUAUUUACUUACAAAUCUAAUGAAUAAGAUGAGAGGAAUAUACUGCAUAUUUGUUUUUACAAUACUUAGAAAUAAAUUGGUCAGAUAGAGCACUAGGGUUAAAAGUAACAAUUACCGAUGAACUGUAUUUAGAUAACAUGAGCGAAAUAUUACAAGUCGGUGAUUCACAAGAUUACAUCAUUAUUUUGGCGAUAUGACAGCCAAAGCAUUCACUAUGCCAUAGAAAAAUAGAUUGCCGUGUUUCUGCAAUGUCUCUAGUAUGACAAUAGCAAGUCUGAAAAUAAUUAGCGAAGGUAUGGUGGCCGGGUUUCAGGUAACCACGGUCUGCCUCUGCCUCCUGAUCCAACCAUAACACCUCUAGAAGGACAUGGACCACGAAUACUAAUUUUGUUGUAGCCUGUAGGUCCUGUGGGCUGCGCUCCACAAGUCUCUAAGGCAACAAAGUCAUCUACGUGGAGAGAAGGUGGUCUUGAAGUAUUGGGUGGUCUUGAACGGAACGGAUCUGCACCACGUCCAACCCCACCAGCUGCUGGCCCUCCUCUCAUAGAAUUUGUAAAUUGAGCUCUUCCUCGCAUUGGUGUCACUAAACGAAGUAAGAAAAUUUCACGCAUUUAUUAUUAAUUAUUACUAAACAAUAACUUUUUUUAGAUGCAUAUUGUAAAACAAAAAUUGUCUUACCAAAUGGCUGCUUUGUUUUAGCAGUGGAAGUGCUGGAUUUUUGCGGAUCUCGAUUAUCUUGAUUGUCUAUUUGAGCUUUUGGUUGUACAGAUUGAUUCGUGUCAUUAGGUGGUGCCUUGGUACACAAACGUUGUGUUUCAGAUAGUAAGUUAAAAUCAGCUGGUAACAGCUCAGU